Messenger RNA from Trametes versicolor FP-101664 SS1, 759 nucleotides. RefSeq names its product transaldolase. The record is from RefSeq and is a predicted model, not a curated record. Gene Ontology annotation, biological process: pentose-phosphate shunt, non-oxidative branch; pentose-phosphate shunt; carbohydrate metabolic process. The coding region runs from base 1 to 759 and encodes 252 amino acids. Gene Ontology annotation, molecular function: transaldolase activity. NCBI's taxonomy places the organism in Eukaryota, Fungi, Basidiomycota, Agaricomycetes, Polyporales, Polyporaceae. Gene Ontology annotation, cellular component: cytoplasm; intracellular anatomical structure. The transcript is spliced from 5 exons.
AUGGACCGUCUCCUUGUCGAGUUCGGCAAGGAGAUCCUGAAGAUCAUCCCCGGCCGUGUCUCCACCGAGGUCGACGCCCGCCUGUCCUUCGACAAGGAGGCGACCAAGGCGAAGGCGAAGGAGCUCAUUGCCCUCUACGAGUCGCUCGGUAUCAAGAAGGAGCGCAUCCUCAUCAAGAUCGCGUCCACCUGGGAGGGUAUCCAGGCUGCGCGCGAGCUCGAGCGCGACGACGGCAUCCACUGCAACCUCACGCUCCUCUUCGGCUUCGGCCAAGCCGUUGCGUGUGCCGAGGCGGGCGUCACGCUCAUCUCGCCCUUCGUCGGCCGUAUCCUCGACUGGUACAAGAAGAACAAGCCCGGAAAGGACUACGUCGGCGACGCGGACCCCGGUGUGCAGUCGGUGAAGAAGAUCUUCAACUACUACAAGCAGCACAACUACAAGACGAUCGUCAUGGGUGCUUCUUUCCGUAACACUGGCGAGAUCACCGCUCUUGCGGGCGUUGACUUCCUCACGAUCUCCCCCAACCUCCUUGAGGAGCUCAAGAACGACACCUCCGCCGUCCCCAAGAAGCUCGACGCGAGCGCAGCUCUCAAGGGCGAGCAGAUCCCCAAGGUCACGUACGUCGACAACGAGGCCGAGUUCCGCUGGGCACUCUGCGAGGACGAGAUGGCGAACGACAAGCUUCACGAGGGUAUCCGCAAGUUCGCACAGGACGGCGAGGCGCUCAAGAGCGUCCUUCGCAAGAAGCUCUCGGCUUAG